This is a messenger RNA of Kluyveromyces lactis, 1998 nucleotides long. RefSeq names its product sorting nexin 1 (gene VPS5). The transcript has a single exon. Gene Ontology annotation, molecular function: phosphatidylinositol binding. The record is from RefSeq and is a predicted model, not a curated record. Gene Ontology annotation, biological process: protein retention in Golgi apparatus; retrograde transport, endosome to Golgi. Lineage: Eukaryota; Fungi; Ascomycota; Saccharomycetes; Saccharomycetales; Saccharomycetaceae. Gene Ontology annotation, cellular component: endosome. Bases 1 to 1998 code for a protein of 665 amino acids.
AUGGAGUUUGAUAAUGAUCUUGGCAGGUCAGUCUGGGAUGAUAACCCAGAAGAAAACCCAUUCAAUGAGUUAAGUAGAACGUUUGCAAACCUGGGCAAACCGGCUGAUCAAGAGCAACCAUUUGAAGAGGAACAUGAACCGGAAGAAAAUGAAUCGACAGGCGAUGGCGUCAAUGAUGUGGGCAUCACCGAUAAGAACGGAUGGCAUGCUUCUAGCUAUCAGACACCGGUGAGAAGCAGCGUUUCUAAUGAUGAAUCUCCCUUGAAUUCUGGUCCUCUAUCCGCUAGCGAACCAAUUCUUGAGAGACACACUGACAAAUUAGAAUUGCUUGGUUCUUUAGCCCCUGAAGAAGAUCCAUUACAUGAGCUUACACAAACGGCUACUCUUCAGUCCCCAAAGAAAAGUGAUCCUUUAUUUAGUGGGUUAGAAAAAUCGCCAUUGCACAUCUUUGAUGAUAAUUCCACAGGCCAUAUCAGUUCACAACAUCAGCCUCAAAUGAAAACAAAGUCUGGGAAACUAAACAAGCUUUUCUCGAGCGCAAGGACUCGCAGGCAUCCUAUUAAACCAACACAAGAGAAAGCUUCGAUUUCUAUUCAUGACCCACUAGUAGAAAGCCUAGUCGAGAAAGAGAAAAAUGAACAGUUUGUUGAGGAGUCAUUGGCUGAUGACAAAGACGAAGGUAAGCUGUCAUUGGAACGUGAAAUGGAUUCACCUCUAUAUUUAAUUGCUGAGAGAAAGGUACCAUCCUACAUUCCGAAAACGAAUAGCACAAUGUCUAGCAGUAACACACAAGAGACAAUUGAGAAAUUCCAGAUUUCGGUCGUUGAUCCAAUGAAAAUUGGAGACAUUACGUCUGUCUACGUGGAGUAUACCGUCAUAAGCAAGUCUAAUUUACUAGAGGGCAAACCAACUAGAGUUAAAAGACGUUAUAGAGACUUUAGAUGGCUUUACAGGCAACUACAACACAACCAUUGGGGUAAAAUAAUACCCCCACCUCCUGAAAAACAAGCGGUUGGUAGAUUUAAACAAGAUUUUAUUGAAAAUAGAAGGGCUCAGAUGGAACGAAUGCUCCAACAUAUCGCUAGUAAUCAUGUGCUUCAGAAGGAUGAAGACUUUAUACUAUUCUUGACUUCAGAGAAAUGGAGCCAAGAGUCCAAAGUAAGAGAGCAGAUUUCAGGUUCAAAGGCCUCUCAUGAUAGUAAUGAUAUUUCUGAUAUUCAUAUCUCUGAAUUGAAACUCCUUGGUUCUGAGGAUGCAGAAAGAGUCUUGAAGAAUGGUGGAUUAGAUACAGAGACUGGAGGAAGUUUUAUGGGACUAUCCUUUGCAACUGCUCCAAAAUAUAAGGAGCCUGACCAAUUCUUUGUAGAUGCUGCUGAAAAAAUGGAUAUAUUAGAGGAGCAAUUGAAGCAGUUGUACAAAGCUUUGGAACUGGUCGAUUCUCAAAGAUCAGAUUUGUGUUCGGUAAUUAAUGAGUUUAGUGAAACUUUGAAAGCACUGGCUGAUUUGGAAUUAUCGAAUCGAACAUCAGAUCUACUUCAAAACUUUGCGGAAGUCCACCUUCGUAUAAAAGAGUCUACUUCCAGGAGCUCAAUGCAGGAUUCGCUAACACUUGGCAUAACUAUCGAUGAUAAUCUCAGGGCAAUAGGUAGUGUGAAAGCCGUGCUAAAUCAAAGGAAAAAACUCGGUUACUAUAUUCUGCUUGUUGAAAACGACCUGAAUAAGAAGCAAACCCAAUUCAACAAAGUGUCAGGAAACUCUGCCAAUAGUGAAAAGGCCACCUCAAUUGAAAACGAACUUCGCAUCCUCACAUCCCGAUGCAAUAAAAUAAAACAGGAAUGGCAGACAAUCGCUGAAGUUAUAAGAAAAGAUGUUAACCAACAUGACGUCGAUACAAUUGAAGAUUUUAGGAAUAACAUGGAAAUAUACCUUGAGUCAGCCAUUGAAAGUCAAAAAGAGUGCAUUGAAAUUUGGGAAACGUUCUACCAGAAUAAUCUAUAA